AUGGGCACAAAAUUGUUAAAUCUAAGGAUUCAAUUUGAAUCAAUGAAUGCAUUCCUCACAAGGAACCCAUCAAUUUGUCUUAGAAAUCAAACUUUUAGGGCUUUCUCGUCCCACAAAUUGUCACCCACGAGAUCAAACAAAAGCUUAACUAAUGCACUGGGAGUCCUUAACCUUGUAUCCCCACAAAAACGUGGUACUGAUGUUGAGAGUCGUCAAAGGCAUCUUAGGGUCAUUGAGAACAUGUUGGAAAACUAUGCAACCACAACAAUUCCUCUUGGUCACAAUUCAGCUACUCUUGGGACUACAACUGAAAUGACUAAUCAGUCCUCUGCUCUACAGAUGGAACGAAGGUUCGGAGUUGAUGUGUGCUUCUUCUCACAAGCUGUGAGCUCCUGUGGGUCCAAGCGUGACCUUCGGGGAGGAAUUCAGUACCACUGCUUAGCUAUAGCAACUGGGUUCAUUGCCAAUGUUUAUGUUGGAAGUUCUUUGAUAAGUUUGUACAGCUGGUGUGCCUUGUUGGAUGAUGCAUACCGUGCGUUUGAAGAAAUGCCUGUGAGAAAUGUAGUUUCAUGGACGGCUAUUAUUGCUGGGUUUGCCCAAGAAUGGCGUGUUGACAUGUGUUUGGAGCUGUUUCAUCAAAUGAGGGGAUCGGAUUUGAGGCCAAAUUAUUUUACGUACACUAGUCUUCUAAGUGCUUGUAUGGGCAGUGGAGCACUGGGACAUGGAAGAUGUGCUCAUUGUCAAAUAAUUCACCUGGGUUUUCAUUCUUACCUCCACAUUGAUAAUGCUCUAAUUGCUAUGUAUUCCAAAUGUGGAGCAAUUGCUGAAGCCUUGUACAUAUUUGAAAAUAUGGAGGGCAGGGAUGUUGUCACAUGGAAUACCAUGAUUAGUGGCUAUGCGCAGCAUGGGCUUGCACGAGAGGCAAUUAAUCUCUUCGAAGGGAUGUUAAAGCAAGGUGUCAAUCCUGAUGCUAUUACUUACCUUGGUGUCUUAUCCUCGUGCCGGCAUGGAGGUCUUGUCAAAGAAGGCCAAAUUUACUUUAAUUCCAUGGUUGAUCAUGGUGUGCAGCCAAAACUAGAUCAUUAUUCUUGUAUUGUAGAUCUUCUUGGUCGAGCUGGUUUACUUUUGGAGGCUCGUUAUUUCAUCCAAAAUAUGCCUGUUUUUCCCAAUGUUGUAAUAUGGGGUUCACUACUUUCGUCCUCUAGGCUUCAUGGAAGUGUUCGGAUUGGCAUCCAGGCAGCAGAAAGUAGGUUGUUGCUGGAACCGGGUUGCUCAGCUACACUUCAACAGCUAGCGAAUCUAUAUGCAAGAGCUGGUUGGUGGAAUCAGGCAGCACGAGUGCGAAAAUUAAUGAAAGACAAAGGUCUAAAACCAAAUCCUGGUUGUAGUUGGGUUGAAGUCAAAAGCAAAAUCCAUAGAUUUGAAGCACAAAAUAAGUCAAACAGCAGAAUGACAGACAUUGUUUUGAUAAUGAAUAGUCUGAUAGACCACAUGAAUAGUUUAGACCUUCAGUCUCAGAUGUGUGAGGAGGAAAAUAUCUGGCUUUCAGUUUCACAAUGUUAA
Sphenostylis stenocarpa is the source of this 1563-nucleotide messenger RNA. Lineage: Eukaryota; Viridiplantae; Streptophyta; Magnoliopsida; Fabales; Fabaceae. The record is from the annotation of a GenBank genome assembly.